Loxodonta africana (African savanna elephant) is the source of this 20410-nucleotide messenger RNA. RefSeq names its product nuclear receptor binding factor 2 (gene NRBF2). The transcript is spliced from 4 exons. The record is from RefSeq and is a predicted model, not a curated record. Gene Ontology annotation, biological process: autophagy. Lineage: Eukaryota; Metazoa; Chordata; Mammalia; Proboscidea; Elephantidae. The coding region runs from base 178 to 1044 and encodes 288 amino acids.
GCGGCGAGGCGCCGGAGGAGGAAGUGGUGCGCCUGUUGGUGUUUCUGCGCCCACCGCUGGCUCUCGGGGCUGAGAGUGGGGUCGUACCGCCGCUGCGUCGCGUUCCCCUGCUGGUCCCCUCCAUGUGCCCGGGCACCGCCGCUCCCCUUCCUCAGGCCGCCGCUUACCCCGGGGUCUAUGGAAGUAAUGGAAGGACCCCUCAACCUGGCUCAUCAACAGAGCAGACGAGCAGACCGUUUAUUAGCUGCAGGAAAAUACGAAGAGGCUAUUUCUUGUCACAAAAAAGCUGCAGCAUAUCUCUCCGAAGCCAUGAAGCUGACACAGUCUGAGCAGGCUCAUUUGUCACUGGAAUUGCAAAGGGAUAGCCACAUGAAACAGCUCCUUCUUAUCCAGGAGAGGUGGAAGAGGGCGAAGCGCGAGGAACGGUUGAAAGCCCAGCAGAGCACAGACAGGGACAUCGCUAACUAUCUUCAGGCAUCUCACAGACCCUCUGCGGAGGAUGCAGAGGGCCAGAGUCCCCUUGUUCUUCAGAAGGGCAGCCCUUCCACAGAGAAACACCUGCCUGAAAAUCAGCGGGUCUUCGACAGGGAUCCAGACACACUACUCUUCUUACUUCAGCAGAAGAGUGAGCCAACAGAGCCAUGCAUUGGAAGCAAAGCCCCAAAAGAUGACAAAACAAUUAUAGAGGAGCAGGCAACCAAAAUUGCUGCCUUGAAGAGGCAUGUGGAAUUCCUUGUGGCUGAGAAUGAAAGAUUAAGGAAAGAAAAUAAACAGCUAAAAGCUGAGAAGGCCAGACUUCUAAAAGGCCCAGUGGAAAAGGAGCUGGACGUAGAUGCAGAUUUUGUGGAGACCUCGGAGUUAUGGAGCUUGCCGCCACAUUCAGAAACCCCCGCGGUCUCUUCAACCUGGCAGGAGUUUGCCACGAAUAGUGGGAAAGCCAAGGACAUUCCAAUUCCCAAUCUCCCUCCCUUGGAUUUUCCAUCUCCAGAACUUCCCCUUAUGGAGCUUUCUGAGGAUAUUCUGAAAGGACUUAUGAAUAACUAAAAUGGAUGACUGUAGAAGAGAAGAGGAACUAAUACAGUUAAUCCAGAAAAAGCAAAAGGGAAACCCACACGCCAGGGUGGUCCUGGAGAUGCGUCGCUCUCUGGCGUACUACAGAAGAGGCGCUGCCAGAACUUGGAAAACAGUCACUGUGAAAUAUGUUACCUGUCGGAUUGACUGACUCGGUAAUGAUUCCGGACUCGGCAGACACUAAACUCUUGGAGGGUCACUCUUCUCCUGAUGCAAACCAAAUGGCUACCUGGAAUUAAGUUUUUCAAGCAACAAUUUUAUUUUUCUUAUCUUCAGGGUUAAAAUGUAUAAAACGUAUGUUAUGUGUAAUUAAUCUAUAAUGCCAUAAAUGAUAAUGCAAACCUAAAUAAUAUGAUAGCCUGAGGGGCUGCCUUGUAUUUGAAACGUGCUUUCUAUCAUGCAUUGACUGUAUGCAUUUUGUUAUGCACAUUUUGUUUAAAUGAGGUGUGUAAGAUACAGUACGCACCUUUCUAGAUGAAACCAUGUGCCACACUUUGCACUACUCCUAACAUAAUGAUAACCUCAAGACUAUCAGGAGAAAUAUUUAAAUUUCCAUUUUAUGAAGAAAGGAACCAAAUUAUUAGUUAUGCUUUUUUAAAAAAUGACCAGUUUACAUAAUUAAUCAGGGUGCAUUUUAAGUUCUAACUUUUUUUGUUUAUUCUGUAGGCGUCAUUUGACAAUACCGAGGAAAUAUCCUUUUGUUUUUAAUGAUGCAUGAGUGGAAGUCAUGCUAGUUGGCAGUAUUUGGUUGUAAGAAAUCAAUAAAGUAAUUGUGUUUUAUACCUUCGUUGGAUGUGGUUGGUAGUUACAAAGCAAGUUUUGUAUGGCUUCUGUGUUCUAAACUUUGAAUAUGAAUUUGAGCAGAUGCAGUCAAAUAACUAACUUGGUGCGUUAACUGUUUGCUUCAGUGUUUCCCUGCAGCUAGGGAGAGAGAACACAAAUUCCUGAGGUUUAAAUGCAUUCCCAAACUUUUUCUUGACUCAGCACAUAUGGAAAACGCUCAGGGCUACUUUUGGCUGGAGGUCCCCGCUCCUGGGGCACCAGCCAUCCUGGCAGGGCACCCUGGCUGGGGAAGCCCCGCCUUGGCGUUUUCCUGCAGUCAGAGAACGUCCUGGGAGUGAGUUGGAAGGGGAGGAGGGAGAUACAAGCAAAACACCGGGGCACAAGCCAUUGGGCUUGUCUAAAGUAUGACCUUAGUUUUUUGUGUGGAAUUACAGGAGUGACAGAAAUGUGAACGGAAACCAUAUUGCCUCCUGGGAGGGAUUCAGGGACGGUGGCUUGAGGGAGUUUGGGCUCACAUGCUUAGUGAUGAAACUAAGUAGGAUCAGAUGAGGUAAACCAUCCAGAGGUCGUUUUUUUCCUGCCUCGUCUUGCUACAGGUGAAUACCAAAAUUAAACUAGGUCUUAAGAGUUCAGUUCUGUUCAAAGUCAAGUGUUAUUUGUCCAUCUCAGUGUUGUAUUAUCCCAGACUCUGAGGACAUUUGCUUGCCUAACUUUUCUUAACAAAACUUGAGAUUUGAGUUUGUGCCAAAAAUAAACUAUUUUCUUAGCCUGACCCAUUUCUCUUUUAACGAAUGAAAUUUGUUAUGUUUGACAUGAACAUUUUCUAAUUCCAUCCACCUCUUCUACCACUACUUCCUCCUCUCCUCCCUUGACCUUCCCUCCCAUUAUGAUUAGCAAUUUGAUGCAUAUCUUAGAGGACCUUUUCCAAGCAUUUUUGUUAACAAAUGCAAGUUAACAGACUAACCUUACUUUUCCAUUUUCUCUGAAGCUCUUAUUCCUACUAUCUAGUACUCUUGUUUAAUCUGUAAGUCUUACAUCAUUACAAUGCAUGUGCCUUUCGGCCAGGAAUAUACAGUACCUUUGCAGCAUUCUACCCGAAGGUUUUUCAGAGACUAGAUAUUGGAAAAAAAACAACCACCCACUUGUUUUAUUCAAUUGUAGCCUCUGAGCACAUGGCCCAUCUCCUGGCUGGAAUUUUCAGGUGUUCAUGUGUCUUUGUCCAGCAUGAGGCACUGGAAGGCACUUAUGAAUAAGCUCGCUUCUCCCAAAUAACUAUGCGCUGUGCAUGUGCACAAAGCUGAACAGGCUCUUCUUCCUUACCCAGUGGUAGCCUGUUGCUUUUGAAUCCAAGUAACUGUUGUUAGGUGCCGUUGAGUCAUAGUGAUCCCAUGUGACAGAGUAGAACUGCCCCAUGGGGUUUUCUUGGCUAUAAUCUUUACAGAAGCAGGUCACGUCACUAGGUCUUUCUCCCGCAGAGCUGCUGGGUGGGUUCAAACCACCAACCUUUUGGCUGCUGCUAACCAUUGCACCGUUAGGGCUCCUUUCCAGAUAAUAAGCUGAGUGUUAAAAAGCCCAGAAAGUAUAGUCCUGGGUUCUCAUUUUCAGCUUUUUAGAGAGUAAGAAGACAUUCUUUUCAGGAAGUGGGUAUAUAGUAACAAUCUUAAAUAUCCUGCCACGGUAACCAGACACUCCAUACUACAUGGAAACCAUAGUAGAUGUUUUCAAAUAUAAUCAGUUCCUUCACAGCCAUUGUCCCCAAUGUUUUACCAAAGUUAUUGAAAUAAUACUUGUUUUGUCUCUAGGUAGGUCAGUUCAAAAUGUUAAAUAUGUUAUUUUGCUUUUAAUUCCAAAAUUUGGAAACUUUCUGAUCUAAAAAACUCACUGUCCAGUCGAUUCUGACUCAUAGGGACCCUCCCUAUAGGACAUAGUAGAACUGCGCCCAUGGGAUUUCCAAGGAGUGGCUUGCGGAUUCAGACUGCCGACCUGUUUCGGUUAGCAGCCGAACUCCUGGCUCCACUUUCUGGCUACUCUUGUUUAAAUAUAUUUUUGGAUAAAAAAGAACAGGUAGUUUUAUAUAUAAAGAAAUUGAGGUCCAGAAGGUUAUGACUUUGGUGAAGGCAGACUGGGAACAGAGCCAAGAGCAAAGAAAUGUGGUCUGACUAAAAGUCCUGUGCUCUUUUUACUGGACCACGCCGGGGUGGUGUUGUCUAGUUUUCCCACUGUGGCCAAGGGGCCCGGUCAUUCAAACUUUAGGUGUACAUUUUACCACCACACAUCAGUUCACUCUCAGCCUCCCAAAGAGUUGGAGACCCUUUGCUGAGUUUCUUUUUACACUCAACAUGUCCAUUUCCUGUAGUAUCCUUUUCAUUUGUGGGGAGCUGUGUGUGGCUAAAGUUCUAUAGAUGUAGGUGAAAAAUAGUGUGAGGCAUAGUCUGUGAUGGGCAUUUAUAACCUACUUGAAGAGUCAAGAUGUGAACCAUAAUAAUAGCUACGACGGCAGUGGGUUUUUAUUUUUCUAAAAUCAUUAUAUUUUGUCAUAAUCCCAGGAUAGCCUUAUCACUAGACCUGUUGGAGCAGGCAGAGUAGCUGUUUAAAAAGGAAGAAAGUGUUUAGAUUGCUGUGACCCAGUUGGAAUCAUCCCUUUAAGGGCCACUUCUGGCCAACAAUGCCAUCUGGUGGACAGUGAGAAGCUAUCCUGGUUCUUUGUUGGGUAAUUAGCUCAGCUAUUUUUAUAGUGGUUCUUUUGAAAAUUCAGACAUUCCAACAUGAAUCGUCUAUUAACAAAACCAAGCCCACUGCUGUCGAGAUGAUUCUGACUCAAAGCAACCCUAUAGAACAGAGUAGAACUGCCCGCAUAGGGUUUCCAAGGCCAAAAUCCUUAAAGCAGCAGACUGCCACAUCUUUCUGGUGAGUUCAAAUUGCCUGUUAUGAAACACGGAUUUUGCUUUUGUGUAGGGGCAAUUUCGUCUGAGAGAAAAACUUAAUGCAGAGUGUACAUCAUGAACCAAACCCAUCCACAUCCAGUGUUAAGACUUUGCGUUGGUUUUCCGAUAACGCUCCUUCCACCACUUCACGGUAAAGCAUGAGCUCUAACCCUUCGGAUGCCCACUCACUUCCACAAGCAAACUUUGCGUGUUUUUCAGGUUACUGGUAUUGUAUGUUUCUUAACUACUGUACUUACGUAUUUAUUAACGUGUAAAACUGCUGUUUAUCGCUCAGUGUGUCACUAAGUCUUCAUUUAUAUCUAACACAAUAUUGUUUCGUUUGACAUCUGUUUCCACAAAACAAGCAAGUAAAUUCUAGUUAUUUGACAAUUUUGAUGAAGAGUUCCCAUACAUGCCUCACGUGGAUUACCCAUUUUCAGAGACUUAAGGGACAAACAAAAUAAAUACAUGGGGGAGAUGAGACUACGCUGCUUGACCUGUAACAUAUCCUGGAAGUUGCUGCCUAUUGGACUACACCCUUGAUAGGCAUUGGUUUACCUGACGUUCACCUCUUGUAAAAGCAGUUCCAAGAAGCAGCUUCCUGCCCCUCUGCUCCUCUAGAAGAAGAGUGGCAGCGUGAAUGACUUUGUAAACCACUUUUGAAGGUGUGUUGGAAGUGUCAAACAGCUCAUGUGUUAAUGGAAAAGGCUGGAAGAUCACCUAAAAAAUGUCCACAACAUUUGAUUUUUUUUUCUGUUCUUCAUAGAGUUGUGUAAUAUUUGCUUCCUCUCUGAAGCUUCUUCCCUAGCCCUCAGGCAAAAUAAGUCUUUUGAUGGCACUGUUUUUUUUUGGGGGGGGGGAGGGUAUAUGUUAUGUAGCAUUUAGCACAGAUGGCACAAUUCUGGGUUCCUAAAGAAGUAUUUUUCUUACCACCUAACUUUUAUUACCACUGCUAAGCAAGGGUUCAAUAAAUGAUUUUGAAGCGAUUGUAAAAGAUAGUUCUAUGCUGCAAGGAUAUCCUCGUAUUGCAACUCUCAUUUUUUGCAAGGCACACGUGGCUAGCGACAAUAAUCCCUGCAUUUUCUUUAUCAUGAACUUCCACUUGGUAACCCCGUAUGCCCCACCUCGACGAGUCUGUGUUCUGUAUUCUGCAAUACUAAUGGGGCCUGUAUGCUGUCACGAGAGCUAAGCUGGCUCUCUUUGGGAAAGGAGUUAGGAGUUAGUCCUAAUUUUGCACUUUCGUCCUCAUUUGUAUUUGUUCACUGACCCAGCUAUCCAAAUCUUGAACCAUCUGUCAAAUCUGGGGUCAAAGAUGAAAGUUGAAGGGCGCAACACGGGACUCAUUUUUCUUUAGAAUGCACCUCCUCUCAAAGUGGAGCCCAGUUAUGGCCCCUACAUAUAACACAUGUCCUGCAGUAUAUCCACCAUUAGUCCCAAGGCUGAGCUCUUCUUCACAGGCAAGCCACAAUGAAGAACGGCAAUUCUGUAGUAUUACCUACAGCUGGUUGACUCAUGGACAGAGAGCCAAAUGAGGGCAGCUUAUGUCAGCUGUGAAAACCUCUCCAAGAAAGCAAACUAACUUUGUAUGCACCCAGUGACCCAGAGCUUGCCAACAUCUCAUUUUUGUUUGAAUAUCAACUUAGAAUUCAUUAGAAGAGCCAGGUUGGUGGCUGUGAGAGCCAAAAUACUUUGUAAACUACUCAGUUCUCACACCUUCCAUAUGGUUUCAAGGAGGGAAUAUCUAGGUUAAUCUAGUUGCAGUGUAAUUAAGGAUGUCAUGAAAGGCCUGAGCCUGAAUCCUGUUGACAGCCUUGGUAGAAUACUGCUUUGUAUCUUGGCCAACUUGUCACACCCCAGUUCAGUGUACUGAAUAGAUGUAAAAUUUCUAAAUCACAUUUUCUUUUUCCUCUCCCAUGGCUAACAAUCCUGUUGUGGAUAGGUGGGCAUCAGGCUGAAUCUGUAUCUAUGUUAUCUGUAUGUAUGCAGAAUGUACACACGCACACACAGAGGUAAGAUAAAGAGCAUUACUCUUCUGAUCCUUCAAACUGAAGAAUUCCAGGGGCAAAAUACUGAAUGAUGCAGGAAGCAUCAAAAGAAGAUGGAAAGGAUAGACAGAGUCGCUGUACCAGAAAUAAUUGGUCAACGUUCGGUCAUUUCAGGAGGUAGCAUAUGAUCAAGAACUGAUGAUACUGAAGGAAGAAAUCCAAGCUGCACUGAAGGCACUGGUGAAAAACAAAGUCUCCAGGAAUUUGACGGAAUACCAAUGGAGAUGCUUUGACAAACCGAUGCAGUACUGGAAGUGCUCAUUUAUCAAUGCCCCAAAAUUUGGAAGACGGCUACCUGGCUAACUGACUGGAAGAGAUCCAUAUUUGUGACCAUUCCAAAGAAAGGUGAUCCAAAGAAUGUGGAAGUUGUCAAACAAUAUCAUUAAUAUCACACAACUAAAAUUUUGCUGAAGAUAAUUAAAAUACAGGUACAGCAGUACAUCAACAGGGAACUGACAAGAAAUUCAAGCCAGAUUCAGAAGAAGACAUGGAAUGAGGGAUACCAUUGCUGAUGUCAGGUGGAUCUUGGCUGGAAGCAGAAAAUACCUGAAAGGUGCUUACCUGUAUUGACUAUGCAAGGGCAUUUGACUGUGUGGGUCAUAACAAAUUAUGGAUAACGUUGCAAAGAAUGGGAAUUCCACAACACUAUACAUAGUUAUUUAAACAGAACAAGGGGAUACUGAGUGGUUUUAAAUCAGAAAAGGUGUGCGUCAGGGUUCUAUCCUUUCACCAUACUUACUCAACCUGUAUGCUGAGCAAAUAAUCUAAGAAGCUGGACUAUAUGAAGAAAAAUGCGGCAUUAAAAUAUGACACAACCUUGCUUGCUGAAAACAAAGAGGACUUGAAGCACUUACUGAUAAAGAUCAAAGACUACGGCCUUCAGUAUGGAUUACACCUCAGCAUAAAACAAAAAUCCUCACAACUGGACCAAUAAGCAACAUCAUGAUAAAUGGAGAAAAGACUGAAGUUGUCAAAGAUUUCAUCUUAUUUGGAUCCACAGUCAACACCCAUGGAAGCGGCAGUCAAGAAAUCAAAUGAUGUAUUAUUGCAUUGGGCAAAUCUGCAAGAGACCUCUUCAAAGUGUCCAUCAGCAAAGCUGUCACUUUGAGGACUAACGUGCACCUGACCCAACCCAUGGCCUUUUACGUUGCCUCAAAUGCAUGCCAAAGCUGGACAAUGAAUAAGGAAGACCAAAGAAGAACUCAUGUCUUUGAAUUAUGGAGUUGGAGAAGAAUAUUGAAUGUAUUAUGGACUAUCAGAAGAAUGAGCAAAUCUGUCUUGGAAGUACAGCCAGAAUGCUCCUUAGAAGCAAGGAUGGCUAGACUUCAUCUCACAUACUUUGGACAUGUUAUCAGGAGUGACCAUUCCCCGGAGAAGGGCAUCAUGCUUAGUAAAGCAGAUGGUCAGCAAGGUAAGAUGGUCAGUUGGUAAAAGAGGAAGAUCCUCUGAGAUGGAUUGACACAGUGGCUGCAACGAUGGGCUCAAACAUAGCAAUGACUGGGGAUGGCGCAGGACCAGGCAGUAUUUCGUUGUUGUACUUAGGUAUGAGUUGGCACCUAACUACAAUUCUUCUGAUGCUCAUUAUUCAGAUAUCAUUAAACCCAUACCCCAUCUACCAAAGGGAAGUACAGGAAAUCCAACAAUGAUUUGUAUGUAAUCAGGAAAAGGAAUUGAUACUCAGAUAUAAAUGAUGCAAUCAUAGACUAAAAUGAGAGGAAACUUAAUAUUCAGCAUAAUUCAGAAGUUUUUCAAAAUAUUCUACACAUUUAAUAUUUACUACACCAUUAUCUGGAGGAAACUUACAUACUCAGAUGAGCAUCAGAGCCAAUCAAAAGGAUAGAAGAAACAAGGUCAAUGGCCAGAGUAAUCGCUCCAUUAGAGGUCUGAUCAGCAAUGCAAAUCCCAACCUUCUAAAUAUCCAGAAAUGCCUUUAACGAUGUUUAAGUAUUAAGGUCCUUUCCAAACAUCAGACUUAACAGGAACUAGGCCACUAUUGUGAAAUUCAGUGGCAGUACGGCCAUGGGUAGGUUGGUUUGCUUUGAAAUAAGCCACUCUGGGGAAUUACUUCAGCUAUUCCCAAGAGGUUGUAGUAUGGUUAGAAGGUGACUCAAGAGACAGCAAGAGAAACAAAAACCUUUUAAAAAUCACCAAAGACUCUGUGUUCUCUGUAGGCGUUAGGGGACCAGGAGGGGCUUUUCUACCCCAGAAUAUCUUGGUUUUAAAUUAAUUUCACAUCAAACUGAAAUUAGGGGAGCAUAUGAAAGUAUUAGGCAAAAAGGUAACAAUUUAGUGAGUCCAGUCACAUUUAGAAAAAUGGCAUUAAAAAGCCAAAAACUCACCACAAUAAGAUUCACAAAAUCAUUUGAAAUAUCCCUCAGCCCAAUAUUUUUUCUAGCCAACUAGUCAUUGUUCAUCCCACUAACUCUUGGGCCAGGUGUGGUAAUUAAUGUAAACGUUAACUGCUCACGUUCCUGCUGAACCCUGCCUGGAGUGGAGGGUGCCAUUAACAGCCUACACUGAGUUACAACACAGUGGACAUUAGCAAAAGCAGAACAAAUACCCACAAGUAACUUGCCAGAUGUCACAACUUGGGGCUACUUUUUUUUUUUUUUCUUUUAAGCUGUGUGACAGUUGUUUUCAGAAGAAAAGGAAAGGCCGUCCCCUUAGAAUCACGCAGGUGUCAGUGGAGGGCUGUGUGUUUCCAAUAACUGAUAAAUAGGUUUAGGACUAUGUGAGCUUCAAGUAAUUAACUAAUAACAGCAGUCAGCUAUUAAAACCAAGACACCAGAUUAAAGCAGUCUGCCCAAGGUAACCCAGUAAGCAGCAGGACUCAGUUAAACCCAGGUCUGUCGGACUACAGACUCUUUCCUGCCACCUGCUCCCCUCUCCCUCUCCCUCUCCCCCUCCCCCUCCCCCUCUGUCUUAGCCUGUAGGAAAAACAAACUUACUUCAAACUGUCUGGUCAAAUACUUUUAAGUUCACACAUGAUUCCUCUUCACUGCGCCCGUAAGUAACAAAUGCUGGAAUUACUUUACAAGUAAGUUGGGGCACUUAUUUGUGACUGUCCAUGAAGCCUGAAGAGACCAAGAACCCUAACAAGAAUAAAAGAUAAGGAAAGAUAAUUGUCACAAGAAAAUGGUGGUAGUCAUGGCGAUGCAAAAGAAACCCCCAGUAGUAUGCAUGUCAAAGAGGGAGAACACUGGAACAAGCCAACUUUUCGUAAAGUCUUUUUAAUGGAAAAUGUAAAACCCCUUUCAACUUUAAUGUACAAAGCCAUAUGUAACACUUGCACUUUAACAAAUAAAAGCAAGCCAAUGCUUUAAAAAAAUACAUCAUUAAAUGUAUAUAUGUAUAUAUUUACAGAGCAUAUUAAGUUUAAUAUUUAGCUUUAAAAGUUCACAUAAAUUUACCAAAAUGAGACAAUUUUAAAUAAAUUACACCUUUUGAAAAUGUUUAAUUGUACAGUGAAUAGCUUCAACAAAAUAUUGAAGUGUCUGUAUUUAGUUAUCUACUUUAUACUUUGUAUUUUACAAAUUUUACAAUUAUUUGGCAGUAAUUUUCUGACUAUGACAUGACUGCUGUGCGAUUCAGCAAUUUCCCAAAUGCAGGCAAUAGCUGGUGUUUGUGUCCUAUUCUCACAGUUAACUGUCUCAAUGUAGUGAAAAAUAUCAGUUAUUUUAGCAAACUGUACAAGGUCACAUUUACACUUGAUCAACAAUAUAGCAUAGAAUUUUGUCUUUUUUCCAAAAAUAAAUACAUCAUUUUAAAUCUUGCAUUUUCACAAACUUAAUAUACAGUAUAAUACAAAAACAGCUGUGAAGGGCUGCUUUUUAAAUUUAGCUUGUUUUAAUAACUAAUAUUGAAUCACAGUAGCUGUGACAUAUGCUAUACUGCUGCGGUGUCAGUAACAAGUAAUUACUACAAAGAGAAUUUCUUGGCACUGAUGGUUUCAUGAAGUUUAAGUCAGUGUGCAUACAUAUCAUAGUUCAAGGAUAAGUAAUCCCAGUUUGACAGGCUAGAAACACCUAACUGGACCACACUUAGUUUUCUUCCAUAUCCUCUACUUCAUCUUCAUGUAUCUUCAAAGCUCUCACCAUUUCCUUGACUGCAUGAUACAAAAUAUUUUUCACCUGAAAGAGAUGUUGGUAUUUAUAGUCACUUCAGUUGGAGACAAAUGAACAAAUGAAAAUUGGGUUCAAUUAAAACAGGCAAAAUACAAUUUAACAGGGGCCAAAGAAGGCCAAAUUUAAAGGAAAAAAGUCAUUAAACAAAAAAAUUGAAAGGCCACAAUUAAAUACAUAUUGGUGUUACCUUUGGCCGUCACCCUUGUGUGACAAACUAGGCAAUGACCACCCCUAAACUGAACGUUUCAUAUUUCUGAAGAAAAAAGCCUGUAGGACACGAUCUAGUUAGGAAAUUCAUUUCUUACCUGUAAUUUAUCAUCAUAAUUGAUUUCUUCUUUCAAAAGUCUCAGUUCCUGUGUUAAGUGAAAUGACUGUACGAGAUGUUCUGGAGACACGAAGUCUUCAGUUACCUGAAUACAGCUGUGAAAAUUCUGUACCUAUCCCCGAAAGAAAAAGUGAAAUAUAAUUUUUAGGAGGGGGAACAAAGAACAGCAAAUUUGUCUAAUAUGGACAAUUCUACUGGAUAACUUAUCUUCUCUAAAACGUCCACGAAUUUCAAAUCGGAUGAGAAAGUUAGGAUACUGAGAAGCUUCAUGUAUACUGACUUCAUAAAUGGAAUACUUUUUAAAAGUACAUUUUAACCAAGUGUACAAUUCAGUGGCAUUAAUUACAUUCUCAGCGUUGUGCAACCAUCACCACUAUCCUUUCCAAACGUUUUUCAUCAUCCUGAACAGAAACUGUGCCCAUUAAGCAGGAACUCCCCAUUCACCUCUCCUUCCAGUCCCGGUGAACAUCUAAUCUACUUUCUUUCCCUGCAUUUGUCUAUUCCAGAUAUUCCAUGUAAAUGGGAUCACACAUUAUUUGUCCUUUUGUGUCUGGCUUAUUUCACUUAGCAUAGUUUUUAAGGUUCGUACAUGUAAUAUUGUGUAUCAGAAUGGCAUUCCUUUUUAUGGCUGAACAGUAUUCCUGGAAUACUUAAACGAUGAAUAGAACUUUCCCAGGAAUCAUUUUGGAAAGGCCGAUAAUCAGAUCCUAAAUUAUCAGUUCUGUCAAGAUGGAUUAAAAAAAAAAAUGUGUUAACUGGAAAGAAUCUGUUUUACCAGUGACAUCAAUCUGAGUAUGUUUGUUGUUGUUCCUUUGGUUUGCAGCAUUUUAGUCAUUUCAUUGCUAACUUUGACAGCAAAGGGUGGGUUAAAGAAAAGGAAAUGAAACUUGGUUCGAUUGUGAGGAGCUGAGAGGAAACCUGUAGUUCAAGCAGGUCUACUGACCACAACAGUUUUAGAAUUAUCCUAGGAUUAUGCUUAUUUGUGCCUUUCUUUCAAAUUAACCAUUUAAAGAUAGCCUUCAAUUUCCUAUUGUAUCAGGUUUUCACAAGGAGUCAAUACUCUCAUCUGUUUUUUUUUUUGUUGUUGUUCAGCAUGUGCAAAAGGACUCCACCCUUCAUUAUUUCUUAGGACUGCUUUUUAUUAAUGCUCAGUAUUGACGACAGAGGAAGGCCCAAGCUGAUACCAUCUGGAUAUUGUAAUUUUUCUAGGUUGUCUUUUAGCGGUAUCAAAAGAUGUCACAGAAUUCCUGGGAAAGGAGAAAAAACUGGUGUGGUUCUCAAAGUGUAGUCCGUGGACAGUAUCAUCAGCAUUUCCUGGGAGCUUGUUAGAAAUGAAAAUUUUUAGGCCCCUAAACCCCUCCCCCAAAAAACCAAACACACUGCCAUCGAGUCAAUUCUGACUCAUAGCGACCCUGUAGGACAGAGCAGAACUGCCCCAUAGGGUUUCCAAGGAGCGCCUGGUGGAUUCGAACUGCCAGCCUCUGUGUUUGGCAGCCAUAGCACUUAACCACUAUGCCACCAGUGUUUCCUUUAAGCCCCUAGACCUACUAAAUCAGAAACUCUAGGGGUGGGGCACUGCAAUCGAUGUUUUAACAAGCCAAGCAGGAAAUUCUGAUGUAUGCUAAAGCUUGAGAAUCACUGACUUAAGAGUUUGGGAUUAUUUAGGGGCCACCUGUAUCCUACUGGAAAAGUUGAUGCCACCAAUAAACAGUUUUCAAAACCUCUAAGAACUAAAUAGGCUGUAGAUAACAAUGUAUCUCAAAUCUAAGUUAAGAUUAUGAAUGAAGUCAUCACUUCCUUCCUGUAUUGUCACCAACUGUGAGCCAUGGAUAGCAUUCUCUCAACAGAGGACAAAGAACUGGCUGUCAUUACCAUGCCACACAGGGAGGUUUUUAUAAUUGGCCAUUUUUCUAUGUCAAAACUGCAGCAGUUAACCUUUUGUCUUGAAUCAUUCAACAAUUUAGUGGCGUAAUUCAGAACAGAAUUUGCUACUCUAGGUCACGUAUGCUGCCUCAGCCUAUUCUUUUAUCAAAGACAAAACUUGCUUUCUACACUCUACAAGAAUUUUUUUAACAAAUCUCAAAAGAAAACAUGUCUAGUACAUGUGUAGAGUCAUAACUGGAAUUUGGAUUCUAACCUUAAGUGAACUUUCUGAAGUACUCAGAAGACACAUAUAGGAAGAGGUCAAAAUUUAUAAAUGUAUAUAGAAAUAGUAUAAUAUACAUAAAUUAUGGAAAUCCCUAAAUGUUGCUUUCAUAUAUACUUGUUCAAAAAUUUGUUGUAAAUGAGAACAUAUUUUCAGGACUUCUAGAAAAAGGUCUUACAAAUAUGUAUUUUAAGUGCAUUGUUCUAGGCAUGGGGAAAGAGCAAUGAAAAACAAAUUCCUGACCUCAUGAAGCUUACAUUCUAGUGGGGAUUAGUUAAAAGACAAUAAACAAAAUAAUAAAUCAUAAACCAUAUUAGAAAGUAAUGAUUACAAUGGAAGAAAAUAAAGCAGGAAAGAAGACAGGGAAUUGGGGGACACAAUUUGUACUUUAUCAGGUUGUUAGGGAUAACCUCACCAAAAAGAUAACAUAAGAAGAAUGUGAAAAAACACAUCUUAGACUGACUUUUUACAGGGUUCCUUUUCAUCCUAAAAACACUCCUAGAAGAAGAAUGUAGAGAAACCUUUUUGAUGUUGGGUUAGGCAAAAAUUUCACAGAUAAAACAAAAGUAUAAUUCAUAAAAGAAAAAAACUGAUCAACUGAACUUAAUCAAAAUUAAAAACUUCUGUGCUCCAAAGACAUCAUUGAAAGAACAGAAAGACAAGCCCCCGACUGUGAAGGUUAUACAGAUUAUCAGAUAAGGACUUGUAUCUGGGACAGACGAGGAACACACAAAACUCAGCAGGAAAAAAUACCUAAAUAAAUAAAAAGAUGUACUGUGUUACAUCACUAUGUGUUUGACAAAACUUUUAGAAUUAUACACUAAAAAGUGUGAAUUUCACUGGAUGUAAAUUAUACCUCAAAGAGAAAAGAAAAAACAAACAAAAACAACUGCACUCUCUGGUUAAACUUUAAAAAAAUGUGAUAUUUGGUUACGUUGAACAUAUGAAAAAGGAUUUUCAAUAGCAACUGUUUUGUAUUAGCAAAGGACAGGCUCCUAGUGUGGGCAAAAGGCUAUGCCCUCGACUACUAGCAGAGAGGCUGGCAGUUCAAACCCACCCAGGGAUGCCUUGGAAGACAGGCCUUGCCAUCUGCUUCCGAAAGGUCACAGCCUUGAAAACCUAUGAAGCAGUUCUAUUUUACACAAAUAGGGUUGCCAUGAGUCACAACUGACUCGGUAACAAUUAACAACAUUCCAGUUUACAGAAAUGCAGAUAAUAUUUAUAUACAGUGAAAUUUACUUUUAGCAUACAGUUCUUUAAGUUUUGUCAAAUGCAUAGUCAUGUAACACAAUCAAAAUAGAACAGUUCCAUCACUCCAAAAAAAAGUCACACCCCUUCUUAGUCAAACUCCUCCUACCCAAUGUCCCUACAACCACUUACCUGUUUUCUGUUCCUAUCUAAUAAAAACCCAAACCUGUUGCCAGAGUCGAUUCCAACUCAUAGUGUCCCUAUAGGACAGAGCAGAACUGCCCCACGGGGUUUCCAGGGAGCAGCUGGUAGAUUCAAACUGCCGACCUUUUGGUUAGCAGCUGAAUGCCUAACCACAGUGCCACCAAGGCCCCUCUGUCCCUAUAGUUAUGCCCUAAUGAGAAUGUUGUAUAAACAGGAUCUUGCAAUAGGUAGCCUUUUUAAGUCUGACAUUUUUUUACCUAAUAUGAUUUUACUUAUACUAUUCCCUUAAAUAGGCUGUUCCUCUGAAGGCAUUUAUGCAAGUUAACAUAAAUAUUUUUUCUCUAGGAUGUUAUUGUAUAGAAGACUGUACAUUUAUUAUUAGUUAUAUUUUAUAUUUCACUAUUAUUAAUGCCAUUUGAGAACUAAGACUGAUAAAUCUGAUCCUGAAUUUGGUAUCUUAAAAACUAGCUACUGUUUUCACUUUAAGAGUGUUUUUGCAAAUAGUCUUUCAAAUGCUAAAUAGGCAGCCUGCUGCAUCUAUCCUUAUAUAACAUGUGGGAAACUUCCUCAGACGCACACCCAGCAGAGACAUCUCAAUUACUAGGCGCUGGGAAAGCUGGGAACCAACUCAGGGGAAAACUAGCUUCUGGGAUCUCAGCUUUCAUGUGCACACUUUGUUCCUAAGAAGGGCUAAGGUGGGCUGCGGUAGCCCCAUCCCACUAUACCUAGAGGAAUCUACUGUAUGCUUCCAGUCCUCCCCUCCACAUGCGCCAUCUCUUCUGUGCCAUUCCUCCAGAUGCCACAGUCAAGCCACAGAAACAAAGAGUAAGCCUUUAACGUCUAUUUGUUUUUUAAGUUUUGUGCAUCUGUUACUAUAGAAAUUAUAUAUUGCAUUUCUUUUGGCAGGAGCGCAUUUCUUUUGAUAGGGUUCCUGCCGUGUUAGCAUGCUAAAAGGAGGCAGAAGGCACACCUAAAGCCUCAGUUAUGGAACAGUCAAGUCAGUGACUCGUUCUUACACUUGGUGCCUUAGAAUACCCACGAUCUGUAAGUCUUGGUCCUCCUCUUCCCACUUUUAAGCUUCACAAUUGAAAAUUAUUUUAUAGUAACUACUUCCCCUAAAAGAAGUCUUAAAAAUGAAAUUAUAUUUUAAUCCAUUCAGUCAGACAAGAGGAAAAUGGAAACUUGGUUUAUGUUAAACAAGUUAAGUUGUUAAACUUAUUUAAUCAUGCCAGAUCUCCCUAAGCCGUAGAAAGGCAUUUUGGUGAUUUCUUAAUGAAGGCAGAUGGUGUAGGCCAUUCCCUUACUUAUGUCUUCUUCCAUUCAUAUCAAUACUCAGAAAACUGUUUCUUCUUCCCCUAAAAUUGGCUCUUUCAAUACCAGGUGUGGUAAAAUUUUUAUAUACCUGAUGAAGUGCUCCUGCUGGCAAGAUAAUGGCAUCUCCAAGGAACUGGAUAAGAGUACAGGUUUUGACUCCAUAUUCUUCAAACAGUCUCUGGCGGAGCUUUUUGUUCACAUACCAACUUUGGUCACGUAUUGGAUCAUGUUCUGGUAGAAUUUCAAGGCCUUGUUCUUUUGAAAUCUGAAAUAUGGAUUAAAAUUAAAAUAUACGCCCCAAUUUUUAAAUAAGGGAAAUAUUAAAUCCCGUUCAGUUAAAUUUCAAUUUUCUUUACCAGUCUUUUGUUCUCAGAAUCUUAAGAAUCACUGACUACACUUCUUGAGUUAAAGAGUUUAACAUUCUACAAUAUUUUGAAAGCCAAAGAAUAACAGAACAAUAUGGCACACUGGUAUGUUGUUCAUAAAGUGCAUCAUACACCCUUCUCAACUCCCUCCAUUAUAAAGUUUCCAUCCACGUGGUUCCUUUUCUUACGCUUGCAUUAAGAAUACAGCACAAAGCUGAGGAAGAGUUUAGUUGCUUUUUUCCCAAAAGCCCAAUCAUUCCUAUAUAUGGAUUUCAUAAACAUUUCUUGAUUGCUGCUCUUUUUUUAAAGAUAAGUACAAAGAUAAAUACCUUUAUAUUACUAGAACUUCUAACCCUUGAAAAUCAAUUUCAGGGGCCUUUUUACCAAUCAGUGAAAUGAUCUUGUUUUAAAAGGCAUAAUUUGUCAUACUGUAGAUUAAAAUACCAGCAGGUAUUCGGGGAUAAGGUAGUAGUACAGAGUGACAGCUUCCUUACUUCACAUUGAUCACAAGAAGGACAAAGUAAAACAAGAUAGGCAUGAGUGAUGACCCAUUAAAAAAAUCCUCAUAACUGUAAAAUUUAAAAAAUAUUUGAGGGAAGGGUUUGAACCAUUCAUUUCAAAUUUGUCGCUUUCUUUCAGUGUGUCUAACAACUAAAUGAAUGGUGCCGUUUCUCAAAAUUUCAGUCUACUCAAAUACAUGUUGCAGAGGGGUUAGAUGUGAUAGUGUGGAAUCAGCCAAAAAUAUCAGACUAAAUAGUAAAGAUCCUACCUUCUUAUGAUGUUUCCAUAAAGCAUCGGUUUUUAUACCCUUUCGCCUUCAAUCCCUAAGAAUAACACCUGGCACAUCAACAGAAUAGUCCUUUACUAUAAGGGGUUGGGGAGCACUAGUAACUAAGAAGAAAUUGCCAUCCAAAAGCUUCAACAUGAAAAAGGUUUCACAGGUACAAGGAAGAGAAUCUUUUGACUUUCAACAAAUACUUAAAAAUUCCCUCAUCUCUUGAAGUAAAAAUCAUUUAAUGACCUUGUAUCGCUGAAUGCCAAAUGAGGUUAUCUUAAAAAUAAGCCCUUCUUCAAAGUGGAGAGAUACAUUAUUUGCAACAUAAAUUAUACCUUUUGAAGAAAUUCCCUUAUCUUGUCAACGUCUUUCCCAGCAUAAAUAUGCCACAGAGCACCAGGUAUCUCACUUGAGUCUUUCAAUCUUUUUCUCAGAACAUCAUCCAAAUCUUCUUCCUCAAACUUCUUAAGUAUUCCUGAGAUACGGAAGAGUAUUUUCAGAUUGGUCAGUAAAGAUCAUCAGAAAACUAAAUCUCCUAAAACUGAUUUAAUCAGAGCAGCGAAGUGCCUCACUGAAUCCAGGAAUCUUGAGCAACAGUCAAAUACAGUUAUAUAUUUAAAACUGUUAGAACUGCUCUGUGUAACUGGGUAUAGAAAACCAAAAACCAGACUCGUAGCCGUAGAGUUGAUUCUGACUCAUAGUGACCCUAUAGGACAGAGUAGAACUGCCCCAUGGUUUCCAACGAGUGCCUGGUGGAUUCGAACUGCAGACCUUUUGGUUAGCAACUGUACCACUUAACCACUACGCCACCAGCGUUUCCAACUGGGGAUAGAACAGUCAUUUUCUCAGCUCAUCUGUUUUCUGCAAACCAAGCAGGAGAGUAAAAAAAAAAAAAAAAAAUCAAGAGCUUCUACUCAAACUUAACCAAAACUUUCUCUCUGUCCCAAGGAUGUGGUCCUAAUGAUGACCUGUACUUAUAGACCAUUCCUUAAUUUACAAAGGCCUUUCCUGAUUUUUUUUUUCCAUAAGUACUCAGGUCAGAUAGGCAGGGAUCACAACACAUCUAUUUUACACCUGAGCAUUUGCUCAGGUUCAGCAAGGUGAAGGAACUUGCUCUUUACACCCUAACUAAUAAAUGGCAGAACAAAAUGUCUUCUGACUCUAGUUCCUGGGGGAUCUGCUAUAUUAUUAUGGCUCAUCUGUAAACAAAUGCAAACGCUUCAUGAACAACUAAGUUGUGGUUGUGAGGAAACGUCAGACCAUUCUUCUUAAAAAAAAAAAAAAAAAGCCGUGUGUGUGUGUGAGAUAAAAAACAAAUUUUGGAAGUACAUACACCAAAAAUAUUCACUGGUUGUCUCUGACUGUGGAACUAAAGGAAGGUUUUCUUUUUCUUAUUAUCUGAAUUUGAUUUCACCAUAAUGAACAUUUUGAAGAAAUGUUCUUUUAAAAGAACAAGAAAUACAUUAUCCCCUAUAAAGGAUACAUCACGUUUCCUAAUUUGUGACAAUAAAAUCUUUUUAUAUUUUUAAACUUGGCUGUAAGGAUCUCUCAAUUCAAACAUUUAUUGUUUACUAUGUGCUACGUGGAGCCCUGGUGGUGCAGUGGUUGAGAGCUUGACUGCUAACCAAAAGGUCAACCAGCUCAAAUCCACCAGCCACUCCAUGGAAACCCAAUGGGGCAGGUCUACUCUGUCCUACAGGGUUGCUAUGAGUUGGAAUCGACUCUUCAGCAACAGGUGUUUUAUGGGUAUGCGCUAAACCCUGUCAUAAGAUGUUAGGAGUACACAGAUCACUGGUUUGGUUCUCAAAUAUUACCUUGACAAAGCUCCCCUCCUCCCAAUCCAUGGUAAAACAAGAAAAUUAAGGACAAUGUAAAAUAAUUAUCAUAAAAAAAACUACCCUUUGCUCAGAUUAUACCCUUCAUAUGAGAAGGGUUUAAAAUGUUUUCUCUUUAAAGUAACAGUUGAUGGUUUUUAAAAAGUGCUUUCUUAACAAAACUAAAAGUUGGAAACCUUAGGCUGGAUUUCUAUUUUUUCUCCUUUCAAUUUUACUGCUCUGUGGAUUAAAAGGAAACCCAGGUAGCAUAGUGGUUAAGAGCUAUGUCUGCUAACCAAAAGGCAGGCAGUUCGAAUCUGCCAGGCACUCCUUGGAAACCAUAUGGGUCAGCUCUACUCUGUCCUAUAGGGUUGCUGUGAGUCGGAAUAGACGGCAACGGGUUUGGAUUUUUAUGGAUUAAAAGGGGGGAGGGGUGGGAGUAGAUGAUACGUCACAAAGAAGGAAAUGACUGGCUGGGGUAGAGAAGUUUAACUUUUUCAGAUACAUUUUGAAGAAUAAAUACAGAAUUUGCCAGGAAGACAAAGAGGUAGGAGAGUCCUUGUAGGAAGAGAAGAAGGCACAUGCUUCAAGAGGAUGGGUAUUUCUCGAUGUGUUUUAAGCAUUAACAUAACCCUGAAACAUUGUUUGUGUCCACCUAUAAAAAGUGACAAGAAGUUUAGAUAAAGAAAGAGAGCCACAGAAUUAUUAAAAAUGUUGAAAGUUUCCUCAAAAGACUAGAUAAUAUACUGGGAUAGGGGGUGGUGGUGUGUGUGGGACCAAAGAUGAACUACAAAGUUCUAGCAUUUAAGGAAAUGAAAAAAUAGUGAGGAAAAAAGACAGGCGUAACAAUUGUAUUGAAGAGUAAGUGCUAUAGGGAAUGAUUGACUUGGAAAGGGUAAGUAAUCUGAACCAUAGGGCACAAACUUCUGUAGUAUGGCUGAGAUUACAAUUCAAGUGUGCCUGACUCUAGAAUCUCUGGGAGGAAAAAAAGUUCCCACCUGUUAUAGUGAAAAUUGUCCGUUAAGGAGGCUGAGAAACAAAAUUUAAGUUUUUACAGUUUUGGGGAAUUCAGGCUGUGUGUUAUAGAAAUUGUCAAAUAUACACAAACACAGAAUAAAUACUAUGACGGAUCCCCAUGUUCUCAGCUCCCAGCCACUAAGCUUUGGAUGCAUUCUGGGCUCCAGAUAUACAAUUAGUACUCUACGUGGUGGUGGAAGUCAUGUAUAGAAUUUCACAGGAGGAGCAUGUAAAGUAGAGAACAAAGCCUGUAACUCUGAAAGAAGAGCAACAUUAAAUGGAAGCUGCAAAAAAAAAAAAAAAAAGACUGAAAAA